Molecule: messenger RNA, 372 nt
Organism: Aureobasidium melanogenum CBS 110374
Lineage: Eukaryota; Fungi; Ascomycota; Dothideomycetes; Dothideales; Saccotheciaceae
Exons: 2
Coding region: 1-372 (123 amino acids)
Source: RefSeq, a predicted model, not a curated record
AUGUUCUGGCUACAGCACCACUGGUGUCUCUAUAUCUGCUGGCUCGUCCAACUGCCAGCCAUGUGCUGCUUCGUCCCCUUAGCUUUGCUCGCCUGGGCAUUUGGUCACGACUCACCCAAAUACGGUGCUGAGGACCAACUCAUCAUCAGCCUUUGCUUCAUCAUGAUCCUCGUGUACGUCUACCAAAUCUUCUUCUACUUCCUCCAUCGCUUGGCCGCCACACGCAUGCUGUGCGUGCAGAUUUACCAAAGCAUUUUCGUCGCGAUCUUCAUAUUCUACUUUCGCGCUGUGUUGUUCCCGUUUCACUCGCCUCCGGACGACUGGCUGCCUGUUGCUCGGGCAAUUUGGAUAGGCCUGCCGGUGACCUUGUAA